UUUUAUUUUAUUUUUUUUUUUAUCGGAACUUCCCUUUCUUCUUUUUUUUUCUUCUUUUAAAUUGUAAAUGUUGCUCAGUAAUGUCAUGUUGAUGGGAUGGAUGCUGUCAGUGAAUGGGCAAUGGACAAAUAAACCCUUAGUUUAUUUAGGUGACACACCUUAUCAACAUAUCCCCGUGCACAACAUGUCCACUGCUCUAAGAAUCCAACGAGAUAUUGCCAUGAAUGUGACGCUUGACCAAUUUGUGUGGCCUGCAUUAGAUAUCUCUACUGCCUUUUUAGGUAAUCAUUCCCUUUUCGCUCUACCCCAUCUCCCUUUACGCAUGGGUUAUAAGCGUUUAAUCAUGGACCUUUAUUAUGAUCCUGUACGUUCCGAUUGGCAAUUAUGUCCUCAAUACGACUGCUCAGACUAUCUCUUGUCACAUUUCUUGAAAUCGAUCGAUGAUUAUCUCAUCUCAACCCAAGUGAGUGGUGCUUCCCCUUACACUGAUAUAGUCACUUUGGUCUUUCAUCUUCAAUCACUCACUCCCAAUUUAACCAUCACCAGUAAUCUAGCUUCUCUUUUUUACAAAGUCUCCACUCCCACUCUUGAUGGUAAAACGCGGGUUUAUACUCCCUCCAAUUUAACCACGGACACUUCCCUUCUUUUAACGCACAGACAAGAACCUUAUUUUAUGCAAGACGAAACGUGGCCACAAUGGAUUCAUCUGAUACAAAAUAAAGCACAAUUAUUACUGGCUUUGGGAAAUGUUUCUUCUAACAUUAUCAUCUCCGACUUGGAUAAAGAGACCCUCUUUCGUUCCCUGGGGAAUACAACACAUAAUAUUGACUCUCUGAACUGUUCUGCACCCACUUCCUGGUCCUUUGUGAGCGAUCGACACACUCCCUUCUCCUAUACGUCUGCCUUUAACGCGACGCAGUGUGGUUACUCGCCUGUAUUCACACAGAGUCAAUACCCAGGAGAACUCUCCUUGACAGACCCAGGUCAUUUAUCCGACAAUAUCCUGUCCACACUUUGGUCCUGGGAUAUCAACGAGCCUAAUACUCAAAACGGUGCUCAUCGUUGUGCUGCUAUGGAAAAGAACGGACGUUGGUAUGCAACAGAUUGUGCGCAAUCAUUAGCGGUCGCUUGUUAUUCCCCUUCACAAAAUCAUUGGCUGGUUUUGAACGUCACCUCGAAUUAUGAUCGGUCGCUCAGUGAGUGCCCUGAAACUUAUUUCUUUGAUGUGCCUCGCGUGCCACGACAAAACCUUCAAUUACAAACUGCGAUGCAAGGGGCUAAUGUCACGGGUAAAGUAUGGUUGAAUUUAAACAUGGUGUAUAAUCAGGAUAUGUGUUGGGCCGUAGGUCGAUAUGGUACCUGUUGGUGGUCUAAAGAUGGAUGGAGUAUCUAGGGUUGAUACAAACAUCGAUUGUGUCUGGUGUCAUUGUCUUACUCCUGGUGGGUAUCUUUACUUGGGUUAAAUGUGCUCGAUUAUGGAGAAAUAGAAAUUCAAGACCUCGUAAAGCCAUGGUGAAAGCCAUGUUAGCGAAAAGAGAAUAUGUAACCAUACCUGCCUAGUUGAGAUUGAAAUAGAUGAGGCAAAUAAGAUAUAAAAAAAAAAAAAAAAAAAAAAA
This is a messenger RNA of Mucor mucedo, 1616 nucleotides long. RefSeq lists its product as uncharacterized. NCBI's taxonomy places the organism in Eukaryota, Fungi, Mucoromycota, Mucoromycetes, Mucorales, Mucoraceae. The record is from RefSeq and is a predicted model, not a curated record. The transcript is spliced from 4 exons. The coding region runs from base 68 to 1393 and encodes 441 amino acids.